This is a messenger RNA of Saccostrea cuccullata (small rock oyster), 956 nucleotides long. RefSeq lists its product as uncharacterized. The transcript has 4 exons. Lineage: Eukaryota; Metazoa; Mollusca; Bivalvia; Ostreida; Ostreidae. The annotation marks the transcript as partial. The record is from RefSeq and is a predicted model, not a curated record.
CUGUAUGUACUUUCUCCGUCAAAGAAUUCCAAUUCCUUAAACGAAGACGAUCAUAAAACCACAAGACAAAUCGUCAAUGAACUUUACCCCCUGGUGACCGACGAAGAACUGAAGAAGAGCGUACAUAAGGCUGUGUUUGACUUUGUGACAUAUGAUGCUUCCAAGGUCCCUGCCAUAGAAAAUUUUAAACCCAUUCAAGAAAACACAGAGUGUAUAUUUGCCAAGAGAGCCAAACUUUGGGGAAACCAAGAAUGGGAUGAAGACUUAAGUUUAGAAGAAAAUACAUUCAGGUUUUUGCCUUCCUUGUUGCACUUCACCCUUGUCUGUCGUCAGUAUAAACUUGACGGUUUUCUGAUCGAGGUACCAGAUGAAUUCCAUCGGAAGAACAUACAGGUUUUUGCCAAGACUUUCAGAAGAAUACUCAAAGUGAUAUCAGACAACGACCCGAGGGGAGUUAGAUGUAUGAACAAAUCCUAUGUUGCAAAACGAAGAUGGGUUUUCGAGUUCAAUAAUGUGACAUUUUUCAUAACAACAUUUGGACCGUUUUAUCCAGAAACAAACAGUAGAUAUGCGUUUGGUUGUGAAAACUGCUUCAUUUUACUUCAGCCAGAGUUGAGUUUUGCUCUCCACGAUUUAUCACCAAGCAGUUCAGAGACAAACUACGAAAACCCCACGACAGAAAGGGACAGAAUUAGGUGUGCAUACAAGAAGGCAGGGAGACCGUAUAUAAUACCACGUGAUAUUACUCAGCCAAUGGCAUGGGACAUGAUCAAGCCAAUUGCAGACGAUAAUCAAAUUAUUAAGUGGUGGUCAGAAUAAUUUACAUGUGUUCUUAUAGUUCUUGAAUUUUUCUUUACACUGGUCAGAUAUUUUUAUGCCCCGCCAUGAAAAUGGCUGGGAUAUAUAUAGUUUGUCAUGCCCGUUUUCCGUCAUUCUGUCCGUCCUUCCGUCCCGCU